AUGUCUCUCAUCUUGGCAUAUCAGAAAAUUCUCUCAGCAUGGGUGGAAGGCCGCUUGGAAAAUGUUCUUCAGCGUCAGAAAGAACUUUCUAGCUUGCAUGCAAUAAUCAAAAGGGAGAAGCCGGCGUUGAUCAACGCACUACGUCAAGAUCUCUAUACUACCGAGGCAAGUGCCUCCGAUGAGGUUAUCUCCUCGCUGAACGCUAUCAACCAGCUCUAUGAAGAACUAAGCUUUCCAGCCACAUUGGCCAAAGAAAGAUCUAUUCAGGCUGGCAAGAAUGCUCCAACCAACCUUGUUCCCUUGGGGCCAGUCUUGAUUUUGGCCUCACCACACUGUCCGUUAUCAUCCAUAAUUAUCCCACUAGCGGCUGCAAUAGCAGCCGGAAGCUGCUCCCUUGUUGUUCUUAACACUACUUCACUGCAUACCAACGAGAAAUUGCGGAAGAUUAUCGACACAAGCCUCGAUCAAGAAGCUAUUGGGGUAGCCCCCGAAGGGAAAUCUUGGGACAACGCAGAAUUAUGCUCACUGUGCUUCGGUGUUGCUGUCCUUCAAAACCUGGAAAGCAGCUCGGAUGUUGCCGCCAGCCUGCGGAUCGUUAACCCUGCUAUUCGGAUCCAUGCUCCUUCGUCUGGUCAUCCUGCCGUCUUCGUUGAUCGCAGCACUCCUGAUUUGGAAGCAGUGGCAUCGAUUAUUGCAGAUCAUGUUAUUCAAGCUCCACGGAAGCACACAGGUCGCAUACCAAGGAUCUGCUUUGUAGAUGAAUUCAUCAUUGAUGCACUGGCACAAAUGGUUCACCAGAUCCUGUCCGAGAGGCACACCGAACAAUUGAAUCAAGUGGAAUAUAGCGAACUCACUCAGCUUAUUGGGAACAUGUUCCGCAUCUCUCAACAAUCAACUUUCACAUCUCCUGGCUCGAAUGAUAUUGCCAACCUGAUCGUUGUCAACAAAACCAGCAACGUGACUGCGGAUACCGUUACAAAGGUUGCCGGCACUUUAACCUCCCACUGCCAAGGCGCUCUGUUCAUUCCUACCACAAGUCUUGACCACGGAAUUGAUAUUUGGAACAAAUUGAAUGGAGGAAACGCCUCCCAAGCCACAUACAUCUUUGCAGCCAGCAGAGAGUCGUUUUAUCUAUCGCAUUUCCUCAACUCUGACCAUUUCUUCGUCAAUCAUAUUCCAUCUGACACUUACGGAAUUGUUGCUCCAUCUUCUCAAUACGAUUCGUCCGAGCUUCCCUUCCGAAGAGAGGCCUUUUCAAUCAACAAAUCGAUUUUGCAAAAGCCUCUUCAUCAUGCCGGUACCAACAACGGUUCAAAGGUCACAGCCAUCACAUCACAACUUGGCUACCUGAACUUGAAUAAGAUUCGUCAGUCCGCUGGAGGAAGUAUGUCUUACUUCGAACAGGGUUUGAUUGUGGGCAUGGCUUCUACCGUGAUCUCCUUAUUCGCUGUCUCCUAUGUUGCAUUCCAAGGGCUGAAGCUUUUGUUUCACUAA
Molecule: messenger RNA, 1494 nt
Organism: Penicillium canescens
Lineage: Eukaryota; Fungi; Ascomycota; Eurotiomycetes; Eurotiales; Aspergillaceae
Exons: 5
Coding region: 1-1494 (497 amino acids)
Biological process (GO): aldehyde metabolic process
Cellular component (GO): cytoplasm
Molecular function (GO): aldehyde dehydrogenase (NAD+) activity
Source: RefSeq, a predicted model, not a curated record